CCAUGACAGCCUCUAGACAUAACCUCUGUUUAAUUAUUACAGAUUUCUGUAGUUAUGCCUUACUAUAAAACACUCGAAUUUCGAACUCAGCCACCUCUGUUUCUCAGGUCAACGAUCCCUCAAGCCUCCACCACAAAUCUAACAAACCAAUCCAGAGAAUCCCCAAUCCAUUUGUUGGUUUUGCUCCUCACCAAUUGAUCUUAAAUGGGUCGGAAGCCAAGUGAUUCCGAGCAAACCCGUUGGGCGUCUAUGGCCCUCCUCUUGAUUGGUCUGGCCUCUUGUUCAGUGGCCUACAUGUUCCUGUCAGGGGUGUUGAGACCCGCCAACAAUUCUUCAGUUUUAAAGAUUGAGUCUUUGGAUUUUGAUGGUAGUGGUGGUGAAUUGAGUGAGUGUUGUAGAGGAAUUGAGAAUUUAGAGCUUUGGGGGGCUGCUGUGAAGUGGGGUACAGAAUUCAAGUUCAAUUCUUCUGAGGGUUGUUGUAAAGCUUGCAAGGCCAUGUGUAGUGGUAAUGAUGGGCCUUGUUUGUGUGAUACAUGGGUGUUUUGUGGCAAUCGAGAGGCUUGUGGCUCGAAAUUCGGAGAGUGCUGGCUGAAGAAACAGAAGGAUGCCUUGACUCCUGAUCAGCAGGAAGCAGGAAACAAAGUCAUGUGGACUUCUGGCGUUAUUUUUGGAAAAGGACAGGGCAUUAUUGGCUUGGAAACAGGAUAUGGUACUCUUCAUAUAAAGCUUUUGCCCGAGUGUGCCCCGCGUUCAGUUGCCUAUAUUCUUGAGUUGCUGAGUUUGCGCCAUUGCGCGGGUUGCCACUUUUAUCGUGCAGAAAGUCGGGGGCAAUCUUGGGAUUCAGAAGGAAACCACAUAAAAGAUGCUUCAUUUGGCCCUCCAUUUGCACUCAUUCAAGGAACACUUGAAGCCCAAGGAAGCACAUUCAACAAGAUUCACACCGAGGUCUGUCCAACCAUAAGAAGAGGUUCCGUUGCAUUGGUUGGUUCUGGUCCUGAAUUCUUCAUAAGCUUAGCAAAACAUACAGAGUGGGAAAAGUCCUACACUGUUUUUGGUACUGUUCUUCCAGAAGACAUGGUUAUUGCAGAGAAAAUUGCUCAAUUGCCCACAAAACCAGAUGUUUGGAACCACAUUAAUGUUUCAGUCUUGGAAAAGCCUGUACCCUUGUGGUUUCGAAGAAUAGAACGUGUCAUGAAGAUCUAAAUAAAGCUCAACGUCAAUGGGGGAGCUGAUUGAAUUGGUUGUUCUUCUGCUUUGUAUUGGGGGCUUCUGGUAUUGUGUAAUUUGCCCCUCAUUUGCAAGUCCUCUUUGUCAUACACCACCUUUUAUUGUACUCAAUUUUGCAACCAUGUAGAGAAUUCAGAAAGAUGACCUUAUGUUUUCUAAGUUCUACAGGCAACAAUAAUCUCAUCCUCUGCUUCCUUAUUGUUCAUCUGGAUCUCCAUGUGCAAAUAUUGUUCUAAAUUUGAGUGAUGACGUGCUUGCAUUCCAAUGCAAUAAGGUGUAAAGCUACGUGUUUCAUUGUC
Messenger RNA from Ilex paraguariensis (yerba mate), 1526 nucleotides. Lineage: Eukaryota; Viridiplantae; Streptophyta; Magnoliopsida; Aquifoliales; Aquifoliaceae. The record is from the annotation of a GenBank genome assembly.